CCAGAACCUCCUCACGUAUUUACAUACGCCGCGCAUCUUCCAGUCGCUUCGCUUCGAGUCGCUGUGUGUGAAAUCGCUCCAAGAAGCAACUGCUGUAUCCAUGGCUAAUUAUAUCCACGUCCCGGACGAGGCUCCCGCCGUCCCCAAAAUAGACGUAACGGUUGACGAGCGAGACUACAGACCCGGUGCGCUUCAGCUAAUGAAAGAGCUGAGACCGAGCUGGAAACCGUCUGAAAUCAAAGUCAAGUUUUUCACAGACGGAAUCACCAACAAGCUCUUCGGCUGCUACGUGGGCGCGGUCAUGCAAGACGUGGUCCUGGUCCGGAUUUACGGCAACAAAACGGAGCUGCUGGUCGACAGGGAAAACGAGGUGAAGAGCUUCAGAGUGCUGCACGCGCACCGCUGCGCCCCCCGCCUUUACUGCACCUUCAACAACGGCCUCUGCUACGAAUUCCUGCAAGGAACCGCGCUGGAGCCGGAGCACAUUCGCAGCCAUCCUGUUUUUAGGCUUAUUGCGAGACAGCUGGCCAAGUACCACGCCAUCCAUGCCCAUAACGGCUGGGUUCCCCGCUCUGACCUGUGGCUAAAGAUGGGCAAGUACUUAGCCCUCAUUUCCAAGUGCUUCAAGGAGUCUGAGCAGAAUGACAGGUUCAGUCUGGAGGUCCCCAGCCUCGAGUCGCUCAAAAAUGAGCUGGUGUGGCUCCAGCAGAGCUUGUCUGUGCUGGGCUCCCCCGUAGUUCUGUGCCACAACGAUCUYCUGUGCAAAAACAUCAUCUAUAACCAGGGGGAAGGCAGUGUAAAGUUCAUUGACUACGAGUACGCUGGGUACAAUUACCAAGCCUUUGACAUUGGGAAUCACUUCAACGAGUUUGCUGGCCUGAACGAAGUGGACUAUAGUCACUACCCAGAGCGGGCCUUCCAGCUGGAGUGGCUCCGCUCCUACCUGGAGGCCUAUAAGGAGCACAAAGGCCAGGGCGAAGCAGUCACCGACAGAGAGGUGGAGGUUCUCUACGUUCAAGUCAACAAGUUUGCCCUGGCGUCUCAUUUCUUCUGGGGUCUCUGGGCUCUGAUUCAGGCCAAGUUCUCUACCAUUGAUUUUGACUUCUUGGGAUACGCAGUCCUGCGCUUCAACCAGUACUUCAAGAUGAAGCCAGGGAUAUCUGCUGUGAAUUUACCCGAAUAAGAGCYGGCACACACCCCCUCAUUUCUGCUAUCCCAUCAACCCUGCUCAGCACUUCUGAAGAUGACUGCAGGAGGCCCUCUAGAGGUCUGCGACGAGAAUAACUAGACUAAUAUUCUUUAGUCUCCACUGUCCAUUUCUACAAAAAACAAACAAACAAAAAAAAAAAACAAACUGAAUGAAACACAAAGCUAAGAUCAACUCUAUGCAUCAUUUGUUGAGAGCUGAUGGUUAACUUGUUACAACAUGGUUAUGUUUAUUUUUGGUCUACUUUGCUGUACUCUUAAUAACUCAGACAUGACAUUAAAUCAAUUUACUGUAUGUCCAGAUAAUUGUUUUAAUAUCUCAUAGUAAAAACUGUAAGAGACGCAGAGACUGAGCGCCCCCUCCUCGCACAGAUAAAGUUAGAGCCAGUUAAAGACUUUAUUUAAAGCAGAUAAAAAACCUGCUUUCUGCAGGAGGACGGAGAUGGGGAAGAAGUAAUUGCAACACGAUGGCAGAGCUGUUUUUGAGACUAACGUAACACGUGAACACCAAAAACACUGACUGCUCGUCCUURUUUUGCCCAUCAUACUGAGUGUAUACGGGCGCCGCUGUGAAGUUGACUUGAGGACCCGUGUGUUUGUUUUUUCUGAAGGUACAGAGUUGUAGAACAGCGUCUUGUUUACUUAUUACCUCUUCAUUUCACUGGAUAGCCGUUCGACUUGAGGAUGAUUUUCACUUUAAUGUAGAUUUCUCUUUUUUUAUGUUUAUUAGUAAUUUACCUCACAGACAUUUGAACAUUCCCUGUUCAUAACGUUGUUCAUAAACUCUGUUGCACUUGCAUGAAAGGUCAGUAGUGUCGGGUUUAUUUCACUGUGAACCGUCUAGGUUGGGGUCCUGUUUCAUUUUAUUUUUAUCACUCCUACGCCACUAAUUCAUUGUUCUGUAUAACAUGGCCUGAGUCAGAUGUUGGAGCCACUGCUGGGCUUUUAUUUUGAAAAGAUGGUCUGUGGAAGCAACGUUGGGUGUGAAUGUCUCCAACUCAUUUCCUGUUAUCUGUAGUCGGGUGGAGGAGGCAGCAGGUUCAGGAGGGAAACCAGACCUCCGUCUCCUCUGGGGGGCUCCAAGGUUUCCAGGUCCGAUGGGAUGUAAAAUCCCUCCAGCUAGUUCUGGGUCUGCCUCGGGGUCUCUUCAGUAGGAGGAGGAGGGUGUAAAUGUAAAGUUUUUUAUUUUUUAUGUUUGUUUUUUAAUGUGAUGAGAAGCAUUUGUUCAGGAGASAGACUUUCAAGCCUUUUUUUUAACAACAAAACUGACACCAAAGUGCUGCCAUCUUGUUCUUACAUCGCACACUUUAUCCUGUAGCAUUAUCAGAAUUAGAUGUUUUUAUAUACAUUUAGAUUAAACUUUUAAAGCUAAGGGCUUUGAGAUCUGGUCUGAACUCCGCCCCUAAAUAACUUUUUGAAUGUAGUAAAGCGAAAAAGGUUUUAACUCCAAAACAAAAGCUUUAGAGCGACCGACCGACACUCCAGCUAAAUCGGGUUUAAGGCACAAUUUGGGUCUCGGAGUACAUUUUAUUUUGCACUUCUGUAAAGUUUGAAGCUUAUUCACCUGUCAAAUUUGUUGUUUUUGUUUUGUAUUAAUAAAUUAWAUUCAAAUUAGUGUUGACCCAUUUCUAUAUUUAAAAGUGUUGGCCCAUUAGUCAGAAAGGUGUGCGAAAUGUAAAUAUUUUGAAUUAAUACACGAGUUCAAGUAGUGGGAAAAACAUUUUAAGUUCUCUGGGAGUAUGGUUAAUAAAAUGUUAGUUUACAUUUAACAAAUCUAUUUUUAUGUUUGACUCUUUAUUAAAUCUGAAUCUGCUACCAUGUUAAAUUAUCUUUUCAAGGCUUAUUUGGUGCAAAUCAAUACAUUGUAUUAUUAUAUAUGUAGGAGUCCUAAUAACGAAGUGUGAUCAUAACAUUUGUUUCUAACAAUAAAUCUCUUUGGCCACUGUAAUGUGUUUAUAUGUAUAGCAAACAAAUGUAACGAACUGCUUCUUUGAAUGUGAAUUAAUGUACAUAAUGGGAGUUUUCUCUUAUUUUUCCUUUGUUUUUUAAAAGAUGCAUUAAAGUGAACGAUUACCUGGUUUAAGAGGUAAAAUUGGCAAAAAGAAAAUGUAAAUAUGCUUUCAUCAAUAAAAUAUAUUUACCAAGA
This is a messenger RNA of Austrofundulus limnaeus, 3352 nucleotides long. RefSeq names its product ethanolamine kinase 1 (gene etnk1). Gene Ontology annotation, molecular function: ethanolamine kinase activity. The transcript has 8 exons. The coding region runs from base 101 to 1183 and encodes 360 amino acids. Lineage: Eukaryota; Metazoa; Chordata; Actinopteri; Cyprinodontiformes; Rivulidae. Gene Ontology annotation, cellular component: cytoplasm. The record is from RefSeq and is a predicted model, not a curated record. Gene Ontology annotation, biological process: phosphatidylethanolamine biosynthetic process.